AUGCUGAAAGCUAACUCUAACUUCAGGAAUCUACUACAAUUAACCAAUUCUCUAUUAUUAAAAAGUAAGUUUUUGAUUUAUGGUUAAAGAGCAAGUUUCUUUUACAAUAAACAAAGUGGUUUUGAUUUGUUGCUUCUUAGUAAUGUAUGAUCAUUGACUCGUGAUAAAACUUGGAACGUUUUUAAAAAUUAUCUGGGAUUUAUUUUUAUGAUCUUUUUAUGAAAUUACAUUAAUAUUAUUAUUGUCAUUUGAUUAACUGUCUAAAACGAGUUUUUUACAAAAUAAAGCUGCUUUUAGCGAGAAAUGUCUUUGUUUUCAAUUUCUGUAGAAAUAGAAUUGGAAUUGUCAAAAUAAUUUUUUAUUAUUUUAGGUAACAACUUACACUUGAAUGCGGUCAGAAUGAGCAAACACGUACCUUCGGUUGUGGCCAGAGAGAGCAAGCCUAGUAUAUGGUAUGUUAUUAUUUUUAUUAUUUUUCUUACAUUUUUAGGGUUGAGUUUACAACAUUGGCAGCAGAAUGUAAAGCAGUGAAUUUGGGCCAGGUAAGCAUGGGUAAUAUUGUUUUACCACUAGGUUGAAUGGUUUAAAAGGAUGAUUUUUUAAAUUCUUUGCUAUUUUUCAACAACAAUUAUGAAACGCGUCAUUCUUUUCGCAUCAACUUCUUUUAAAAACAAAAAAUAUUGUUUUAGGUAUCAAGUAUUAAAAAUGCACUCAUUUCAGGGCUUUCCCGACUCUCCAAUGCCUGAAUUUAUGUCUGAUAUCCUAAAAGACAUUGCGGAACACCCAGAACGAACAGAUUGGCACCAAUACACAAGAGGUUAUGGCCAUCCACGAUUAGUCAAAGUAUUAUCAGAGUUUUACUCAAAACUUCUUGGAGUUAAUAUCAACACAAAUCAAGAGGUUUUGGUUACAGUAGGAGCUUACCUGGCUUUAUAUUACAGUAUGCUAGGAUGGUUGAAUGUUGGCGAUGAAGUUAUUAGUAAGUUUUUGAAUAUAGAGUGUUAUAUGGGGCUUAAAAUCAGGUUUUAGGUUUAUCAAUUCUUGAUUUAUUUUCAAGAUUUUUGUGUUUUUAAAUUUUGUUGUUUUAAAAUUUAAAAAUUUUAGUAUUCGAACCAGCCUACGAUUCUUACGUCCCUCAGGUCAAGAUGGCCGGUGGGGUACCAGUACCAAUAGCACUAGAUCUACCAGAGAACCCAAAAACCUCGGCUGAUUACAAGGUAAACUUUGACAAGAUACGAUCCAAAAUCACUUCAAAAACUAAGAUGAUCAUUUUGAACAAUCCUAACAAUCCCUCAGGCAAACUGUACACUCGGUCUGAAUUGGAAGGAAUCGCUAAAAUAGCUGAAGAGUUUAAUCUUAUAGUAGUAGCUGAUGAGGUCUACGAAUGGCACGUGUUCGAAGGCUUUGAAAUGAUACGCUUUGCCAGUCUACCGAACAUGUAUCAACGUACGAUAACGAUUGGCAGUGCUGGGAAGGCGUUCUCGGCCACAGGAUGGAAGUUGGGCUGGGCGAUGGGACCAGAACGACUAUUAGCACCAUUGAAGGCGAUCCACCAGAACUGUGUCUUCACCUGCUCAACUCCAACUCAAGAAGGUGUGGCUAGAGCAUUUGAAAGGGAGCUGAAGAUGUAUAAUGAGGGGAACAGAAAGGACUCAUACCUAUUCACUAAAAUGGCAGCUGAACUGGCGCCGAAGAAGGAUAGGCUGGCUGAGAAUCUGAAGAAGGCUGGGAUGAACCCAAUCAUGCCUGAGGCUGGGUACUUCAUGAUCGCUGAUAUGAAUCAUAUUGGUAAGAAUUUAUCAGUCACUUUUAUGUUAUGUUACCUAAAAUUUUAAACAAAAUUUUGAAAUUUAAUUUUUCGUUGGUACCGGACGAGGCUAUAUUUUACAAUAUCUUCUUUCAGAUGGACCUUUUCGAAAUGAAACAGAAGAUGAACUUGACUUUAGAUUUGUGAGAUGGCUAACAAAGGAAAAGGUAACGUUUUGUGGCAUCAACGGUGAUACUGUUUUACUAAAUUUGAUUCGGACACCUUUCUCUAUUCUACUUUAAUCUACCAUACUUUGAAUUGUUUUGCCCUAUAUGUUCCUACGCUACCUUAGAUUACCAUACUCUACUCUACCGCUCUACAUCUUAAACUCAUCUGCCUUAUCCUAACUUGUCUUGCCCUACCCUGCUUUACCCUUCCUUACUUUACUCUACUCUACCCAAUCGUUCUCUACCCACCAUGCUCUGCUUUACCUUCCUUACUCUGCUCAUAUUGAACCAUUAUGACUAACUAAUUUUUAUUUUUAGGGCUUGGCCACAAUCCCACCAUCAGCCUUUUACUCUACCGAGAACAAAAAAGGAAACGAUCACUUUGUUCGGUUGUGUUUCUUCAAAAAGGAUCAAACUUUGGAUGCAGCUGUCGAGAUUCUGAAGCAGUUUAACAAAUCUUAA
Messenger RNA from Bursaphelenchus okinawaensis, 2436 nucleotides. Lineage: Eukaryota; Metazoa; Nematoda; Chromadorea; Rhabditida; Aphelenchoididae. The record is from the annotation of a GenBank genome assembly.